AACUCUCGGACCUUUCGUUUCGGCCAGCUUCUAAAUUUUCCAAAUUCCAAAUUUUUCUUCCAAAUUAAUUUGACCAAAUAGACGCUCGACGGGCUCAAGAUGUGUGACGGAUGUGGAUCGUUGGAGCCGCGCGGAUGCCGCAGUCGGGAGUUACGAUGCGGCAUCAUGUACACCACUUGCGACUGCGUGAAGCGGAACGGUCUGCAGGACAAGUGCCCGCGGUCCGCCUGCCAGGGCCGACCGGCCUGCCUGUGCUUCCCCUUCCCCACCUGCGGUCCGGCGGCAUUCCCGCUGCGCUACGCUAACAUGAUGAUGGGCGUGAACAAUAAGCGUAUGCGCUGUGCCGCCACUGGAGCACCAAAUGGCGGUGCCGGAUGCGGUGGACGCGUUGCCGGCGGCUGCUGUGGAUGCGGUCCCUGCUGCUGUAAUGUAUCGCCCUGCUGUGGCCCGCACAGUCCUCCAUGCUGUGGCUCGCACAGUCUUCCAUGCUGUGGCCCGCACAGUCCUCCAUGCGGAGCUCCGUCGCCCAUUCCUUGCUCCUCUGCUCCGGGCAUGUGCUGCCCUCCGCUGCCUGAAGGCGGCAUUCCCGAUCCGCGUGUCUGGAACUACUAUAACGCACCUGUGACGUACCCAUGUAAGUCCGGUCCAGGUCCGUCCACCUGUCCGCCUGUCUGUCCGUCUGCUUGUCCAUCUGUCACGGCGCUGGGCGUCCGUAGAACGUAAAAACCAUGGAGCGGAGGAGCACGAGGCAUGCCCAAGGACUUUGCAGGUCACAGCAUCUGGAACAUGUGCUUGUGGUGACGCUUCAUGUCCUUUUGCAGGAGCUUUAUGCCCACUACGCUGAUCCGUCAACAAUGAUAGCAUGUCCUGGGCUUUGUGAGCGUAGAGGUAGGAUCCAUGGACCAAAUGCUGUUGCCAGGCCCCAAAUCCUUCAUGACCCUUUGACCUCCAUCCGCAUCCUGUCGCGUGGCUUAUAAGUAUUUCCUGGCAAGUGUUUCGAUCGGAUCCUGAUAUGGGCCACUUCCUUGGCGGGACAUGUUGUCGUUUUGUGACGUAGUUUUGGUUGAUAAAAAAUUGAAGUUGGCUUAAAUCAAGAUUUAGCCAGCUGCGGAAUACCCAUUACUAGAAGGGCUCGAAGCUAUUUGGGAACCCAUGUGCAAUUCGUCAGACGGUCUUGAUUUAAACACAAAAUCAUAUGUUGGUAUCUGGAAUCUAUUUGGCAUUAAAUUACAAAUAAAC
Molecule: messenger RNA, 1239 nt
Organism: Drosophila melanogaster (fruit fly)
Lineage: Eukaryota; Metazoa; Arthropoda; Insecta; Diptera; Drosophilidae
Exons: 4
Coding region: 100-723 (207 amino acids)
Source: RefSeq, marked reviewed